AUGCCGCCUCCAUCCUCGAGGUCGGAAGUCCUCUCCCAUCUUCGGGACCAAAUCAAGAAUGGAAAACCUAUCGUCGGAGCUGGGGCAGGUACCGGUCUCUCGGCCAAAUUCAUCGAGGCCGGCGGUGCAGAUCUAAUCAUCAUCUACAACUCUGGGCGGUUCAGAAUGGCUGGAAGAGGCAGUCUCGCAGGCCUGAUGCCGUACUCGGACGCCAAUGCAGUUGUGGUCGACAUGGCAAGAGAAGUCAUCCCCAUUGUGAAUAAGACCGGAGUCCUUGCCGGCGUAUGUGGUACAGAUCCCUUCCGAAUAAUGCCCAAAUUUCUCGAACAGCUCAAAAACAUGGGCUUUUGCGGAGUUCAGAAUUUUCCUACCGUUGGUCUCAUUGAUGGUACGUUUCGAGCAAACCUAGAAGAGACCGGAAUGGGUUAUGAUAAAGAGGUGGCAAUGAUUGCCGAAGCACACAAACUAGAUCUCCUCACCACACCUUAUGUCUUUAAUGUCGAACAGGCUGAGCAAAUGACGAAGGCCGGCGCCGAUUGUCUAGUCGCCCAUAUGGGUCUGACAACAUCGGGCAGCAUUGGUGCAAGGACGGGAAAGUCGUUGGACACCUGUGUCCAAUUGAUUCAAGACAUACGGGAUGCCGCAAUCAACAUCAACAGCGACAUUAUUGUUCUCUGCCACGGUGGUCCCAUUGCCGAGCCCAAAGAUGCCGAUUAUGUUCUCAAUCGCACCAAAGGAGUCCAUGGAUUUUUUGGAGCCAGUAGUAUGGAGAGACUACCGGUUGAAAUUGCCAUUACCAACACAACUAAGGAGUUCAAAGAUUUGAAAUUCAACCAGUCAUGA
Messenger RNA from Rhinocladiella mackenziei CBS 650.93, 843 nucleotides. RefSeq lists its product as uncharacterized. The transcript has a single exon. Lineage: Eukaryota; Fungi; Ascomycota; Eurotiomycetes; Chaetothyriales; Herpotrichiellaceae. Gene Ontology annotation, molecular function: catalytic activity. The record is from RefSeq and is a predicted model, not a curated record. The coding region runs from base 1 to 843 and encodes 280 amino acids.